AUGGUCCGACAUAAUGGCACUCCAGAUCCAGAAUAUCAUAAUACUUGGGAUACAUCCAAGAAGGAUUUUUGGGUCGCUCUGGCCCAAAAUGUAAAUAAUAAAUGCAGGAAAAAUUUUUUCUGGUGGCUAAUGCCAGAAAAAUUUAAUUCAUUGGUAGUUGAAUAUGAUGUAAUUUGGAUAGAAGAAGCGGUGGAAGAUGUAGACAAUGUCGCUAUUUUUGAAGAUUACGAAGAUGUAUUAGAAGAUAAUGCAAUGUUUAGAAUAGCAUUUGUAUGA
This is a messenger RNA of Funneliformis mosseae, 276 nucleotides long. NCBI's taxonomy places the organism in Eukaryota, Fungi, Glomeromycota, Glomeromycetes, Glomerales, Glomeraceae. The record is from the annotation of a GenBank genome assembly.